This is a messenger RNA of Kogia breviceps (pygmy sperm whale), 2304 nucleotides long. RefSeq names its product carbohydrate sulfotransferase 7 (gene CHST7). Gene Ontology annotation, molecular function: N-acetylglucosamine 6-O-sulfotransferase activity; chondroitin 6-sulfotransferase activity. The record is from RefSeq and is a predicted model, not a curated record. Gene Ontology annotation, cellular component: trans-Golgi network; Golgi membrane. NCBI's taxonomy places the organism in Eukaryota, Metazoa, Chordata, Mammalia, Artiodactyla, Physeteridae. Gene Ontology annotation, biological process: N-acetylglucosamine metabolic process; carbohydrate metabolic process.
GAGGGCAGGGGAUUCGCCACUAGCACCACCGCCUCCAGAGUUUCCCUUGUGGAUGCACAGUCCCAGUGACUCCGCUCCUCCCGGCGCAGAGGAGCCCCAAGAGGCCGGAGGAGCGCACUCGGGACGGGAUUUCCGAGGAAGGGCGCCCCACCCGCUCUGGAGGGGUUCCGUGAACGAUGAAGGGCCGGCGGCGGCGGCGGCGCCGAGAGCACUGCAAGUUCGCGCUGCUGCUGGCGCUGUACACGCUGGUGCUGUUGCUCGUCCCCUCUGUCCUGGACGGCGGCCGCGACGGGGACAAGGGCGCUGGGCACUGCGCGGGCCUGCAGCGCAGCCUGGGAGUGUGGAGCCUGGAGGCGGCGGCGGCGGGCGAGCGCGAGCAGGGCGCGGAGGCGCGGCCCGCCGCGGAGGAGGACGCGGGUCGGUCCCCCAGGUCCCGGGGCAACCUCAACGGCGCCGUCGGGGAGGCGGCGUCUCGCGAAAAGCAGCACAUCUAUGUGCACGCCACCUGGCGCACGGGAUCGUCGUUCCUGGGCGAGCUCUUUAACCAGCACCCGGACGUUUUCUACUUGUACGAGCCCAUGUGGCAUCUGUGGCAGGCGCUGUAUCCGGGCGACGCCGAGAGCCUGCAGGGCGCGCUGCGCGACAUGCUGCGCUCGCUCUUCCGCUGCGACUUCUCGGUGCUGCAGCUGUACGCGCCGCCGGGAGAUUCCGCCGCGCGCGCCCCGGACGCGGCCAAUCUCACCACGGCCGCCCUUUUUCGCUGGCGGACCAACAAGGUCAUCUGCUCGCCGCCGCUGUGCCCCGGCGCGCCCCGGGCCCGCGCCGAGGUCGGCCUCGUCGAGGACGCCGCCUGCGAGCGCAGCUGCCCACCCGUGGCUCUCCGAGCCCUGGAGGCCGAGUGCCGCAAGUAUCCAGUGGUGGUCAUCAAGGACGUGCGCCUCCUCGACCUCGGCGUGCUGGUGCCUCUGCUGCGCGACCCCGGCCUCAACCUGAAGGUGGUGCAGCUUUUCCGCGACCCGCGGGCCGUGCACAACUCGCGCCUCAAGUCUCGGCAGGGGCUGCUGCGCGAGAGCAUCCAAGUGCUGCGCACCCGCCAGAGGGGCGACCGCUUCCACCGCGUGCUGCUGGCGCACGGCAUGGGCGCUCGACCCGGGGGCCCGUCCCGCGCACUGCCCGCCGCCCCGCGCGCUGACUUCUUCCUAACCGGCGCGCUCGAGGUGAUCUGCGAAGCCUGGCUGCGCGACCUGCUGUUCGCGCGCGGCGCGCCAGCCUGGCUACGGCGCCGCUACCUGAGGCUGCGCUACGAGGACCUGGUGCGGCAGCCGCGCGCCCAGCUGCGCCGCCUGCAGCGCUUCGCCGGGCUGCGCGCGCUCGCCGCGCUCGACGCCUUCGCGCUCAACAUGACGCGCGGCGAGGCCUACGGCGCGGACCGGCCCUUCCACCUGUCGGCGCGCGAUGCCCGCGAGGCCGUGCACGCCUGGCGGGAGCGCCUGAGCCGAGAGCAGGUGCGCCAGGUGGAGGCCGCAUGCGCCCCAGCCAUGCGCCUGCUGGCUUACCCUCGCAGUUGGGAAGAUGGCAAUGCUGAGCCGUCCGAGGACGAGGAGACGCCUCCGGAGACGGAGGCCGAUGGCGCCACGUAGCCCCGCCCCCGCGCCCCCGGGACGGAUCCGGGUCAGUCACCACGAACCAGGGCACUCAGCACGUUGCCCCAGCAUUGGGGAAGCCACGCUGUGGAGGCAGUCUAUCACACUGUCAGAGACUGAGGCUUGACUUGGUACCAACUGCUGUGCUAUUCUGCGGAGCAGGAAUAUCAUGAGCUGUUAAAUAAUGACUGACACAUUGGUUGAAAUGAAGUUUCCAGUAAGGAAGUGACAGUGCAAUGUGGAUAAUUAUGGUAAUAAAAUAGGAAGAGCUUUAGUUCCCAGCCUGACCCUGCCUCUGCUGGAGCCAUGUCAACAAGGCGUUCUCAGAACAAAGAAGAGACAUGAUUUGGUACCAUUUCCCAUCAGCAGGUGUCUGGACAAAACAUCAAUGUGAAUAGGUUCAAGUGCAGUCCUGUGUAUCUUGAUUAAAUUACUUAAUAUUAAAUAAAAGGUCUGGGUGGUAUUUUUAAAUAUCUGACAUCCAGCUCUAAUUCAAAUAGCUCCUCACCCCGACCCUUGAAUGGAGUUUUAAAAAGUAAUUUCUCUCCCUGGGGUGGGAGAACCCUAAUGAACUGAAAGAAAUUUUUGGUUUAAAAUUGUUCUAUCUGAUGUUUUUGUAAAUUAUAUUAUUAAAUGACUCUGGAGUCACUGUUAAUGACAA